AUGAAACACUCGCUGGUUGUCUAUCUACUCGCUGCAUUCGUUUGCAGUUCCUCCGCCUCGUCAGUUGCCGAGGUGGAACUGGACGUCGAGGCUCAGUGUGUAGCUAACGGAGACGCCUGUGUAUCCCCUCAGAACCCCAUCAGCGCCACCCCCGCUCCCUCUAGCAGCUUCACCUUCACCUCCACCUCCGCCAACAUGUUCAACACCCGUCGCAUUGCCUUCAAGUUCAUCGCUCGUGAACAAGGAGAGGGCGUCGGCGCCACGGUGCGACGCUCGCUGGGCUCCCAGCAGCUUCGCAAUCUCGACCCGUUCCUUAUGUUGGACGAAUUCAACGUAGGACUACCCGGAGGAUUCCCCGACCACCCGCACAGAGGCUUCGAAACCGUCACGUACAUGCUACCAACGUCCAAGGGCCACAUGCGUCACGAGGACUUUCUGGGCAACAAGGGCGAGCUCCGACCAGGAGAUCUGCAGUGGAUGACGCCUGGCAAGGGGAUUUUACAUGCCGAAAUGCCUGCGAAUGAGGAGAAAGCGCACGGUUUACAGCUGUGGAUCAACUUGCCGAAAGCCAAGAAGAUCAUGGAGCCUAGAUACCAGGAGAUCAGUCGAGAUACUGUGCCCCACGUGUGGGAUGACGCUAAAAAGGUCGAGGCUAUUGUGUUCGCUGGUGAAGUAUUCGGUCAAAAGGGUCCGAUUGAGACCGAAGCGCCCGUGACGUACAUUCACUUCCUCAUGAAGCAAGGAGCUGAGCUGGAUUAUAAGAUUCCACAUGGACACAACACGUUCGUGUACACGCUGACUGGCUCGGGCAAGUGUGCAGGUGAAGACGUCUCGGCUCACCACGCUAUUGUCAUGGAGCAGGAAGGAGAUGGCGUGCAUAUGACUACGGACGAUAAGGAGGGUCUUGAGUUUAUCGUGAUCAGCGGUCAGCCUUUGAACGAACCGGUGGUGCAGUACGGUCCCUUUGUCAUGACCUCGGAGGAUGAAAUCCGCCAGACUAUCCGUGACUACCAGACUCGAGAAGAUCUGAGCUUCGAGAUGGGUAUGACCAUGCUUACUAAUGAUCUUCAGGUUUAUGAGAGCCUAGGCAAAUGUGGGUUCAAGUCUGGCGCUGGAAACGAAGAUCUGCUGGAAAAGAUUACCAAGGAAAAGGGGGGCCCGAACAUUUCUAGUUUUUGCAUGGGAGGUAUGCUCUGUUGGGAGUGA
This is a messenger RNA of Phytophthora nicotianae INRA-310, 1206 nucleotides long. RefSeq lists its product as hypothetical. The transcript has 2 exons. The record is from RefSeq and is a predicted model, not a curated record. Bases 1 to 1206 code for a protein of 401 amino acids. Lineage: Eukaryota; Oomycota; Peronosporomycetes; Peronosporales; Peronosporaceae.